AUGACAGAGUCGUUGCGUUCUCAAUCUUGCUUCUUUGUUCCAGGCCCCGCGGACCAGCGCGGUAACGUCAUCACCACCCCCAGACGCAGAUGGCGCAAGAAGCCUCUCUUCGUAUACUAUGCGCGACCAAGUCGAAACCGCCAGGGUGUCCGCUACAUGAUGAAAUGGGAGGGGGGUCUUUUCAAGAUGCUGAUGAUAUUUCCUGAAGAUCAAUUGACUUUUUACCCAAGCAAGCCCCCGGAGUGCCAAUUCAGCCCUCCGCUGUUCCAUCCCAACGACUUCCCAAGAGAAACCGUCUGCCUUUCGAUCCUCGAUCCAAAGGAAUCCUGGUCGGAGAUUCUGUCGGUCAAGGAGAUCCUGCUCGGGGUGCAGGAGCUGCUGGAUAACCCGAAUCCCGAUUCGCCGGCGCAGAGCAAGCCAUACCAUAUUUUGAAGAAGGACCCCGCGCGGUAUCGGAAGAAGAUUCGGAAAGUGGUCAAGGAGAACCCGUUCAAUCGUGAUUGAUGUUGUAGGAUGUUGCUCAACGUGGCACGUCGGAUAUUUUACGCAUCUAGUUGACAG
Aspergillus brunneoviolaceus CBS 621.78 is the source of this 561-nucleotide messenger RNA. RefSeq names its product UBC-like protein. Gene Ontology annotation, cellular component: nucleus. The coding region runs from base 1 to 504 and encodes 167 amino acids. Gene Ontology annotation, biological process: protein sumoylation. The transcript has 4 exons. Gene Ontology annotation, molecular function: SUMO conjugating enzyme activity. NCBI's taxonomy places the organism in Eukaryota, Fungi, Ascomycota, Eurotiomycetes, Eurotiales, Aspergillaceae. The record is from RefSeq and is a predicted model, not a curated record.